Paramecium tetraurelia is the source of this 936-nucleotide messenger RNA. RefSeq lists its product as uncharacterized. The transcript has 3 exons. The record is from RefSeq and is a predicted model, not a curated record. NCBI's taxonomy places the organism in Eukaryota, Ciliophora, Oligohymenophorea, Peniculida, Parameciidae.
AUGGAAUAGGAUCUCAAAGGAGCUGUCAUAUAAUCUCUGUAGACUACUGAUGAUACUGCAAGGACUAAGCGGCCUUACAACAAAAUUUCUUCAGAAUUGCGUGCAUAAAUUUUGCAUGCAUUAACUGUGGAGAAAAUCCCUCUUUCCGAAGUGGCUUAAAAGUUCCAAACUAAACCUUGCACAUGCAAAGCCAUUCUGCUUACUUAUGAAUUAGAGGGGAGAAGCGAGAAGAAAACUUCUAGAAGAGAAAGAGUUGAAAUUGAAUCGAAAAUUAGAAUUGUUAUUUUGGACCCUUCCGGAAAUAAGCAUUAAACUUACGAAAAUGCCAAAUAUUCAAAAUUAUAUACAGAGGACAAAGAACUAAGUGUGAAUGAGGAAUUCAACAUCUAAAAGAAGGUUGUUUAAGAAGUUACUCAGCAAUUAGGCGAAUUCCAGACUAGUUGCUACCAUUUACAGUCCCAAUAGAGUUAAACAUAAAAUGAUGAGCGUGCCCCUGAUAAUAUCUUAAGAGGAUUAAAUAUGGGCUUGCAUUUAGUGACUUCCAAAAUUAGAGAAGGCUAAAUUGCAUUUAACAAGAAAACCACUAAAGAAAACAUUAAGCAAAACAAUCAAAUUAAUAUUAAUAAUAAUAAUAUUAAUAUUAAUAAUAAUUGUAAUAAUAACAAUAGUAAUUAAACUAAUAAUUAUAAUAAAAUUGAAAAUGAAAAUGAAGUACCAUUUUAAAUAAAUUAUACAUAAAUCUAAUCAUUUCUUAAGAAUGUUGAAACCAAAUCAGAAAGCAAUCCAUAUAUUUUAGAUUAAUUGAACUAGUUGACCAAUCAAACUAUUUUUUAGAUGAAACUAAUUUAAAAAAUUUAAUAAAGAGACUCUUAAAUAAAGCAGUUUCAAUAGCAAGUAGGCAUGAUCAUUAGAAAGUGUUUUGAAUGCCAAUCUUGA